Messenger RNA from Nothobranchius furzeri (turquoise killifish), 4479 nucleotides. The record is from RefSeq and is a predicted model, not a curated record. NCBI's taxonomy places the organism in Eukaryota, Metazoa, Chordata, Actinopteri, Cyprinodontiformes, Nothobranchiidae.
GGAAGGGGAACCGUGGAAGAGCAGCAGGUGUCGGACAACUCGGACUUGGCAGAAGCUUGAUGGCUUUAUUUAGAAAAUCUGGAAACUAAAGAGGAGAAAAAAGAAGAACUGAAGGUAGGAGAGAGUUCAGAAAAAGAAGCGAAGCGUUGAAAUAAGAAUAUUUUAUAAACCCAGUGAGUCCUAAACGAGGUACAAAUGAGAUGAAAAUCAUUUUAUUCUUCUGCUUCAGUGAAAAACCAAGUCUGCAGAAUAACUGUGCAGCUUGAAUCACACAAUUCAGAUUGGUAUUCAGAACAUCUAGAAUCUUCCUUUGCUUCAGCUUCCUCGUCCUUAAGAAGGAGAUGAUGGGCAGCAGCUGGACCUAUUUAUGAUGCUGCAGCCCGUCUGAGAGGCAAGGCGAGGGUGGAGGAGCCACGCUUUAAUUAUCACCAUGAAGAUCAAACACCAGAUCUGAGUCAGCAUUAGUGACUAAACCUAACCCACUGGGAAACUUCCUCAGCCCGCUGCAAUUUAAAAUGUUGUUCAUCAAGAACAAACAUGUUGGGAUGGAUAGGAUGAACAAGCAUCAGUCUAAUGUUCAAUUGUAAGGCUGUAGGUUGAAGUCCAUCUGUUGCAGUUGUUGUGUCAUUGGGCAAGGCACUUAACCUUCCUUGUCUGCUGGUGGUUAUCAGAGAGAACGCCAGCGACUGGCAGCUGUGGCCACGCUGUAGCUCAUCACCACCAGGGUGUGAACGUUUGUGUGUAUUCAUAUUCAUUUAUUUAUGUCAUAACAAAUACAUAUAAAACACAUGAAAAGGAAAAUAAAUAUCUAAUAAAGAACAUAAUAAUAAUUAUCACAGGUACAAAUUCCUCUUGUAAAUUAAACAGUUUCUUUAGAUAUAAUUUAUGAGCGAAAAGGUAUAGGCUGACGUUAAACUUAUUUAAGCCUACCCAUUAAUUCAUUACAAAAAAUCAACAUUGUCAUAAAUAUCAAAAGUAAAUAAAUAUAUAAACAAUACAGUUAUUACAUGCAUCAUCCUAAUUUCAACAAAAUCAAUCAAGAGGUGUAAACAUGAAUAAAACAAAAACAAUUGAAAUCAAUCAAGAGGUGUAAAACGUGUGACAAAACUAAUUUUGGUGCACUUGGUAAUUACGUAAGGCAUUAUUUUUAAAACUCUUUUUGAAUAUUUUCAACGAGCAUGAAUUUUUUAAUAUAUCCUCGAGGCUAUUCCAUAAACUCACUCCUCUUACUGAGAUACAUCUUUGUUUUUUAUUGGUUCUAAUAUUCUUUUUUUUUUUGAAAAUCCCAUUUCCUCUUAGACUAUAUCCACCUUCCCUUUGUUCAACCAUCCUUUGGAGAUAAGGUGGAAGUUGAGCCUGAUAUGCCCGAUAUACUACAACCAGUGUAUGCAGGUCAAUAAUAUCGUAAAAUUUUAGAAUUUUUUAAUGGAUGAAGAUAGGAUAUGUUGGAGCAAAAUAGUUAGCAUGGGAAAUUAUGUGUGAGAAGGGUUGUGUUUUCAAGCGCCUUGGGGGGUUGUUGUAGCCUAGUGAACUAGACCAAAUUCUUACUUUGCAAAGUUUGGUCUAGGCAUGCUCCAUUGGAACCUCCGCAGCUCCUACCAGGACUGGCUAGCCAAUCACAGCUCUCAAGAGGGGUUUCAAACACAUAAAGAGCUGUGAUUGGUCAAUAAUGGUGGGCCAAUCAUAGUGCUCUAUCUGCUUAGUGAACAAAUCACAGAGCUUUAUCCACUUUGUGGGCCAAUCAGGGCACUCUAUAUGCUUGGUGGGCGGGAUGAUGCAACAGAGUGAAACAAGAUGGCGACAGCUCGUUUGAAACGGCUUUUACAUCCAUGUUGGACUAUUAGAACUUGGGCUUCAUUAGAAUCAGGAGCAGAUAGAUGUAUUUAAGUACUGUUUUUUAGAAAAAAUGAUUUUUCUCCUUCUUCAACUGCGGACCACCCCAUUUACCGAUGGCUGUUGCGGUUAGUAUGUCACAUUCAUUGUCCAGUAGCAUGCAGAGAUCAUUUGAAAGACAACGGUAGAACCCGCCCCACAACCGAGAGCCGUCAAUGGAGCGUGGCCAGACUAAAUAAUACAUUUAUUUAGUCUGGCUUGCCAGGCUAGGGUUGUUGUACUCUAGAAGGCGCUACACAAAUGCAGGCCAGUUACCAUUUUUAAAACAAUUUCUCAAGUUUUCUCUCUUCUUCCUCCUGCGUGUGCUUCAGACCCAUCACAGGUGCAGGAAUGAUUGUUAAAGGAAACAAACUAAAGCUGCAUCUUCUCUCACCUCAGAUCAAACGACCAGCUGAUGCUGUAGCCUGGUCAGAUCAUCUAGUACUGGAAACACACACACACACACACACACACACGGACACACACACACACACACACACACACACACACACACACACACACGGACAAAUGGCCAAGAGCCGUGAAGACCCGCCCAUCCUGACGGAGCAAGAGGAGCUACAGAGCAGAGCCAAUCAGGUCACAGAUGAGUCCCUGGAAAGCACGCGACGGAUGGUUCAGUUGGUCGAGGAGAGUAAAGACCUCGGGAUCCGGACUGUGGUGAUGUUAGAUGAACAAGGAGAACAGUUGGAGCGAAUUGAGGAAGGAAUGGAGUCCAUAAACAGGGACAUGAGGGAGGCAGAGAAGAACCUGACGGACAUGGCCCAGUGCUGUGGUCUGUGCAUCUGGCCUCUCAGGAAACUGAAGGCCUUUGAGGAGAGCGGGGCGUACAAGGCGGUGUGGGGCGGAGCCUCCAAUCAGGACGGUGUGGUGUCCAAUCAGCCACCAUCGUCUCGGGUCGUUGACGAGCGAGAGCAAAUGAUCAUGAGCGGCGGACACAUCCGCAGGGUGACCAACGACGCCCGAGAAGAUGAGAUGGAGGAGAACCUGACUCACGUUGGCAGCAUCGUGGGGAAUCUGAAGAGCAUGGCUCUGGACAUCGGCAACGAGCUGGAGUCCCAAAAAGACCAGAUCGAUCGCAUACGAGAGAAGGCUAAUCUCAACGUGUCCCGGAUCGAAGCCGCCAACCAGAAAGCUACCAGCCUAAUGAAACGAUAGAACUGCCCUUCACCCCUCCUCAGUUUCUGCCACCCUGAGCUUUGUUUCCCCUUACUGUGCUGUUGGAGAUUCACGUAUUAUCCUCAGGAACUUCUGAGAUGAUGAUGCUGAUCCUUUGUGUUAGAUUUGUUCAUAUCAGAGACCAACUGUUAGAGGUCUUCAGCCUGCGGCCCUGGAGCCAUGUGUGGUUCCUCAGCUCUUUGUAGCUGUGACCGAGGAAAACUCAAACCUGACUAAUGUUUAAAUUGACAACAUAAAAGGCGUUUUAGUAUUUUUCACCUCCAGAAUUUGAAGAGUCCAGACAGACUGAGCUUUCCAUCAAUUUAUUAGCAGAAAAAGCUAAAAGUGACUCUUUUUUCCACUAAAAUGCUUUUUAAAAAUAUUUAGUUAAACUGUUCAGACUGAAAAAUCUGCUUAUCGGAACCAAACAGUGUCAUUUUCUGACACAGGCCUAUAUGGUUUAUAGGCAUCGUAAUGAAACUUUAUAAAAGAUUGAAAACAUUUUAGAGGACCAGUGUAUUUUUAGCUUUAUACAAAAAAACAAAACAAAAAAAUCAUAAAAUUAGCACUUGCAUGCGUUUGUGUUUCCUCCUAUAAGGCAGCCUAGUCACUCAGCAGAAUUCAUGGGAGCUUUUAAUGACCCGUGCUGGGAAAGUGGGUCGCUGCGGCAGAACUAUCACCAGCAGCAACAGCAGGAGCAGAACCACACUGAUGAUCUAUAAAAUCUAAAAUGUUAACGCAAUAAUGUGAAUAGCGCAGUGUUGAUAAGCUUCCUGGGUGUGACGUUAAAUUCUAAGACCAAAUCUUGUUUUUUUUUCACAAAUAAAAUAAUUAACCAUUCAAAGAAAAAGAUAAAUUAAUGUCACAGCUGUCAGAUGAGAUCCCAGUAUAGAUCCACCUUCCAGCACCCAGUUCCCAGUCUGAGACACGUAUGUGUGGUGGUGCCCUCUGUAGGCCACCGCGGGUAUUGCUCUGAGGAAGGAAACACGUAUUUAUUUUAAGAAGAUGGUCUCUGGCGACACCAAGCGGACAAACCUGGAGCUGCGCCUCCUCGGUCUCCACAUCUGCCACUGCGAUGCGAUGGGAUUAUGUAAAUAAUCUGUAAUUUCAAGAGGAAUCUAUUCUAAUCAAGGUUUUGCUAAAAAUACCAAAAGAUUUCUUAGGAAUGAUUUGCACAGUAUGGUUGGUUUUUUGAACACAUUGUAUUUUAUAAGUGGCUAAUUUGAUUGAUUUGCACUUUGAUCAGUUUAAUGGCAUUUUAGUUUAUUUUCUUCUUGACAUAAACUCACGUUCUGAAUAUUAUUUAGCAGUUUUUAAUAAUCUGAUUAGUGAUUGGUUGUGCAUUUCUUAAUUCCUAAAAUUGUUGGAAUACAUAUUUUAUGGUAUAAAAUCAGUCUGAUUUAAAUGACAACUAACCAAGUUACUUACACU